GCAGCGGUGCAUUUCUGAAAGCAUUACGACCUUGGUGAAGAAAGUUCCAUGUGUCCAUAAGGCUGCCCAUUCAAACUGUAAGUGCAUGUUUGGCGCCAUCUGGUGAAGUCUGAAAUCUGGCAGCACUAUUACAGCAGUAAGCAACGGUCCAAUUACACCAGCACAUCUCACAGCAUUUAGUGUGUCCCAAAUGGCGCCUUAUUCCAUUUAUAGUGCCCUACUUUUGACCAGGGCCCAUAGGGAUCUGGUCACAAGUAGUUCACUAUAUAGGGAACAGGUUGCCAUUUGGGAUGCAGACAACCUUAGAUAAUUACAUGGGUUUCCAAUGCACACAUUUGUAGCUCUUGUUCCUUCAGUUGUCAUUCCCAGCCACCAAUAACCAGCAGACGUUUUGGACAUCCAGUAUCCACUGGGGUUUCUCAGUCGAUGCUGAGUAAUUAUUGCCCCGCUCGGUUUUUACAUGAAAAGAAGGGUGUGUUACUUUUUCCAUUGACAAGUGUGAGUGAGGGAGAGGUUUGUGAAGCUGGGGUGUGUCAAAGGCUGUGUCACAAUGCAUUGCUGUGAUAGGGUGGUACCAGGCUGUGAGGAAUCUGUUGCAGGUCAGUGCAUGCACAUGUACAGAUGCAGAACCCACAUCUUACCCAGACCUGCAAUGUUUUCAAUUUGUUCUCCCUCAUCAUGUCAGAGCACAAAACACAGUACUGCGGAAUGUGCUAUGAGUGUUGUAUUGCUGGCUGUAUGGAUAGCAUUUGUUACAACAGUCUCAUUGGCACAAAUCCCUUACACUUUUUUAAAAUCUAAAAUACCUUCUCCCUUAGUAUUGGAUGUAAAAUAACUAGCAGUAGCCAGUAGAACACCGGCAAAUACAGGAAAAGUCCAAACUAUACAUUGGAAUGCAGUAUUUCCUGUUCUUCCUUAUUUUCUUGUCUGCUCUCGUUCAAAAUUUUGCCUCAUUUUCUGUGUGCCGUGCCACACCUGUGUUUGUGCACGAACACGCAAAAGUGUAAUCGGAGUAGGCGUGACUUCAGCCAAUUCCUCCUCUCCUCCACCAGUCUGGGGAAACACGAAUCUCCUCUACUCUGCCUGACACAACUGGAGUUUUCUGAACUUAGAAGCUUUUUCCCCCCUCUAACUCGCUCAGACCAGCCAAGAUGCCAGAGAACGCAGAGGCCGUUUCAGCCACUCUAACCACCAACAGGAACUGUACUAUAGAGCUCACCAAUGUCACCACCGGUUACUGUCUCAUCAACCCCAAGGUGUAUAUGUCCAGUGGUUUCUGCUACCACCCACCCCAGCCCACCGUCCGCACCACCAAGACAGAGGUGUGCUCCUUCACCAAGGAUGACGACACAGCCACGGGCGCCGUGGGGGUCCUGACCUACGACCUUUUCCACAUGCAGAGCCGCGUGUGCUCAGAACGCAUGGCCAUCAUGUUCUCCGUGCCCUACGACUACAACUUCUACAAGAACUGGCUGGGGGUGGGCGUCUUCGAGGUGGCACGCGCCUGCGACAAGCAACUGUACAACCACAUGUACAAGGAGAAGGACUUCAGCAAGUUUGUCCGAUCAGAGGCCAGUGGGUCAGGGGUGGAGUACAAGGCCCAACACGUAGACCUGAGGGCCACCAUGUCCAAUGUUGGGAAGUCAAUCAUUAAGGUGGAGCUCUAUGAUAAAAUGGGGCACAAAUGAGGGUAGACAAGCUGGUAGCUGAGCCAUUUUACCAACUCACAGCAGGGAAAAAGUUUAUAUUUAUACAUAAUCACGUACUAAAUAUAAGAAUCACCCAACUUAGGUGGUUAAUGUUAUCCAAUUAAUAAAUAUUUAUUUAACUGGAAGAUAUUACUGUCUAAUUGUUCACAAUACUUGAUUCUUCUUUUCCUGCUCCUGUACAUGUUUGUUUUAAUAAAACAUUGAACAAUGAA
Oncorhynchus mykiss (rainbow trout) is the source of this 1921-nucleotide messenger RNA. RefSeq lists its product as uncharacterized. Gene Ontology annotation, biological process: cytolysis in another organism; monoatomic cation transport; pore complex assembly. The record is from RefSeq and is a predicted model, not a curated record. Lineage: Eukaryota; Metazoa; Chordata; Actinopteri; Salmoniformes; Salmonidae. Gene Ontology annotation, molecular function: channel activity. Gene Ontology annotation, cellular component: pore complex.